GUUUUAUGCAAUUUUUUUUCAAAACUUGGAUCUCCACCAUCCGUCGCUCUCUCUCUCUCUCUUGAUUGAUCGGAUCGGUUAGGGUUUUUCAGCUCCUCCCAGACGAAAUCGCUGCGAAUAAGCGAUUACCUUAGACUCACCCCUAGGGUUCUAGGCGCGGAUCUAGCCAAGCUCUUCUCAGCUACGGCGAAGCUUCUCUCAGCUCAACUCCUCCUCCCUCGCAGCAGCCAUGUUCUGGAAGCUCACUUCUCUCUCUGCAUCUUCUCCGGUGGAGACGAUACUAGACAAAGAAAAUUUCACUUUGGAGGAGCUUCUUGACGAGGAAGAGAUUAUUCAAGAAUGCAAGGCUUUGAAUAGCCGCCUCAUAAACUUUCUAAGGGAUAAAGCUCAGGUGGAGCAGUUGUUGCGGUACAUUGUUGAAGAGCCUCCGAAUGAUGCUGAUGAUAGUAAACGUGCUUUCAAGUUUCCAUUCAUCUCGUGUGAAGUAUUUACAUGUGAAAUUGAUGUUAUUCUUAAAACUUUGGUGGAGGAAGAAGAGCUGAUGGACUUGCUUUUUUCCUUUCUGGAACCAAGUCGUCCUCAUAGUGCAUUGCUGGCAGGCUAUUUCAGCAAGGUUGUCAUUUGCCUUAUGGUCAGAAAGACUGCUGCGCUUAUGAAUUAUGUGAAAGGGCAUCAAAGUGUUCUCUGCCAGUUGGUUGAUUUGAUUGGAAUAACAUCCAUCAUGGAGGUUUUGGUUCGCUUGGUUGGGGCGGAUGAUCAAGUCUAUCCCAACUUUCUUGAUGUGAUGCAAUGGCUGGCAGAUAACAAUUUACUUGAAAUGAUCGUGGACAAACUCGACCCAUCUAGUCCUCCGGAGGUUCAGGCAAAUGCAGCAGAAACAUUAUGUGCAAUUUCUCGGAAUGCACCAUCAGCUUUAGCUACACAACUCUCUAGCCCCGGCUUCGUUGCUAGGAUAUUUGGUCAUGCUUUUGAAGACUCACACUCUAAAUCGGGUCUAGUUCAUUCGCUUUCAGUAUGCACCUCUCUGUUGGAUCCGAGAAAAUCAGCUCCGACAUCAUCUAUGUUUAAUUCUUAUAGAGGUCAACAGAUGUUCGAGUCUCCUGUCCCAGUGUCUCAGGAGACUAUUGGUGCCAUGCUGCCUAAACUAAGCGACUUGCUUAUGCUUCUCAAUGUAGCAUCUGACAGCACAGUAUUGCCUACAACAUAUGGUGAACUGAGGCCUCCUCUUGGAAAGCAUCGUCUAAAGAUUGUGGAGUUUAUUGCAGUUUUGUUGAGAACUGGAAGUGAAGCUGCACAGAAGGAGUUAGUUAGUUCAGGAGUAAUCAAAAGAACCAUUGAUCUAUUUUUUGAGUACCCGUUCAAUAACGCUCUGCAUCAUCAAGUGGAGACUAUAAUACUUUCUUGUCUGGAAAACAAGAGCGAUUUGAUGGUUAACCAUAUUCUUCGAGAAUGCAAUAUGAUUGGAAAAUUCCUCGCUUCAGACAGGGACUCGGAUCUCUCAGGUGAUAGCCAGCCUACUGCAGCAGCAACUGGGAAGAAACCCCCUCGAGUCGGAUAUAUUGGACACAUCACAAGAAUAUCAAAUAAAAUUGGUCAGUUGAGUAACAGCAAUGACCAGCUAAAGGCAUACCUUCAGGAAAACAGCGAAUGGAAUGAGUGGCAAGGUAGUGUUCUACAGGAGCGCAACACUGUUGAGAAUGUCUACAGAUGGGGAUGCGGGCGCCCAACCACAAUACAAGAUAGGACAAGAGAUAGCGAUGAGGAAGACAAGGAUUACGAUGUUGCGGCUCUGGCCAAUAAUUUGAGCCAAGCAUUUACGUAUAAAAUGUAUGGAAACGAUGACAAUGAAGAGGAUCACAAUGCUCUCGACAGAGAUGAUGAUGUAAUCCUUGCACAGUUCCUCAUCCCACUUUUGUUCUUUUAUCACACCAUGAUACAUACAGGGAUGUACCUCAAUAACAUUGUUUUUGAAAAUUGGUAUUUGUUCAUACUAACACAGGAUGUGUACUUCGACGAUGAAUCUGCUGAAGUAGUAAUUUCAUCCUUAAGACUCGGAGAUGACCAAGGAAGCAGCUUGUUUACAAAUUCAGAUUGGUUCACAUUCCAAGACAACAGGUUCGGCAGCACGCCCUCCGACGCAGCAGGUUCCAAUACGUUGCAGGACGAGGAACUGAACAGAGCCUUCAAUGCCAACACUAGCAGCAGCGACGACGACGAGGUGGUUGUUGGAGAAGAAGACGAUGAUCUAACCAGGAAUCCAAAGGAUAGCGCAGCUGAAACCAACUAUCAGAUGGAGAGUCCAAUGGGGUUCUUCGACUUCAACACGUUGGAGAAAACCGAAGAAGCUUUAGCAGAACAGCCACCGGAAUGGGUUGGGUGGAGCGAGCCAUCAUCCGAUAUGCAAGUGAGUGGCACUGGUCUGAACCCAUUCCUUGAUGAUGAAGAUGAUGAUGACAGCAAAAACAUGAUGAACCUCGACAUACCAACGCCCGAGGCAAAAACCGAACCUGUGAUUCCAAACGGGUCGUCUUCCCCAACAGAAAAAUCGCUGUUCGAGAAGGAUGUGGAGUUUGUGGGAGUGGAAGCAGAAGGGACAGAGAAAGCAAUGGAGCAAGCGAUGAAAGAAGGGACAGUAGGAGAAGCUGGAGCCAUGAAGAGGAAGAUGGAGACGACGGUUGAGAACCAAAAGGCGGAGGAGGAAAGUUCGGGAGUGAAGGAGUUCAACGAUAACAAUUACUGGAAAGUUGAUCAAGAAGUCGGAGUUAUGGAGUGAGACGAAUAAAUAGAAUGUUAUCUUGUACAUUAAUGAUUUUGUAUGAGAGUGUUUGUGUAAGAAAACUUUUGUUUUUUUAGUUGAAAUUUGGUUUAAGAGACUC
Molecule: messenger RNA, 2876 nt
Organism: Brassica napus (rape)
Lineage: Eukaryota; Viridiplantae; Streptophyta; Magnoliopsida; Brassicales; Brassicaceae
Product: serine/threonine-protein phosphatase 6 regulatory subunit 3-like
Exons: 18
Coding region: 230-2773 (847 amino acids)
Molecular function (GO): protein phosphatase binding; protein phosphatase regulator activity
Source: RefSeq, a predicted model, not a curated record